ACCAGGAAGUGGGGCGGUGAUGUCGACAGAUCCACGGAGACGUCGACAUGAAACUGUCAGUGACAUUUUACAACAAAACGCUGCGGGUCUGUGCUACAAACGGACUGUUUUGAGGAUGAGUGGCGUCGGCCAUAGAGUGUUGUUGCUGUCCGUGGUGUUGCUGCUCGUGAACCCGUGCGUACCAGUGCGAGCCGAGAGAGGGCACCCUCCGGACCUGCACCAGAGAGAUGUCGACGGAGCAGACGUGAAACAAGUUACCGCAGAAAACCGAGAAACACCUGUGAAACACGAGCAAAAAGAUGGAGUCGAUUCAAACGUCCCGAAAGAGGACGGACACUCUGUCAGGUCUAAUGGCACUGACAACUACGGCAAUGAGACCCUCCACACUGCCACAACUACUGUCAAGCCGAGCACCCCAGCUCCUCCAACCCCCAAACCCAUUCUGCCUGUGCAGACGGGGGUCAAGGCCCAAGAAGAAGAGCAGUCCAGUGGGUUGACCAUAUUCUUCAGCCUGCUGGUUAUUGGUAUCUGCAUCAUAUUGGUGCACCUGCUUAUCAAGUUCAAGUUGAAUAUUCUUCCAGAGAGUGUGGCUGUUGUGUCCCUGGGGAUUUUAAUGGGAGGCUUCAUCAAGCUUAUUGAGUUCCAGGAGCUAGCCAACUGGAAGGAGGAGGAAAUGUUCCGGCCCAACAUGUUCUUCCUUCUGCUGCUGCCUCCCAUCAUCUUUGAGUCUGGAUACUCUUUACACAAGGGGAACUUCUUCCAGAACAUUGGCUCCAUCACCCUCUUUGCUGUGAUUGGCACAACGAUCUCCGCCUUCAUAGUCGGAGGAGGAAUCUAUUUCCUCGGACAGGUGGAUGUGAUCUACAAGAUGUCAAUGACUGAUAGCUUUGCCUUUGGCUCGCUGAUCUCAGCAGUCGACCCUGUAGCAACCAUCGCCAUCUUUAAUGCCCUCCAGGUGGACCCGGUCCUCAACAUGCUGGUGUUUGGCGAAAGCAUACUCAAUGAUGCCGUCUCCAUUGUCCUCACCAACACAGCCGAGGGUUUAUUUUCCAACUCAGAAAACUCCACGGUUACAGGCUGGGAGACUUUUGUGCAAGCGUUGGGGUAUUUUCUCAAAAUGUUUUUUGGAUCUGCUGCGCUGGGAACCCUCACAGGACUCAUCUCGGCUGUUUUUCUGAAACACUUUGACCUAAGGAAGACUCCUUCUCUGGAGUUUGGGAUGAUGAUCAUAUUUGCAUAUCUACCCUAUGGCCUGGCAGAGGGAUUAAAACUAUCUGGGAUUAUGUCCAUCCUGUUUGCGGGGAUUGUGAUGUCUCAUUACACCCAUCACAACUUGUCUCCUGUCACCCAGAUCCUCAUGCAGCAGACACUGCGCACAGUAGCCUUCAUGUGUGAGACGUGUGUGUUUGCCUUCCUUGGUCUCUCCAUCUUUAGCUUCCCACAUAAUUUUGAAUUAUCCUUUGUGAGCUGGUGCAUAUUCCUGGUUCUUCUCGGCCGAGCGGUGAACAUCUUUCCUCUGUCAUUCCUGCUGAACUUCUUCAGAGACCACAAGAUCACCCCCAAAAUGAUGUUCAUCAUGUGGUUUAGUGGUCUGAGAGGAGCCAUCCCGUACGCUUUGAGCCUCCAUCUGGGCCUGGAGCCCAUUGAGAAGCGGCAGCUCAUCGGCACCACCACUAUCAUCAUCGUGCUCUUUACCAUCCUCUUUCUGGGGGGCGGGACCAUGCCGCUCAUCCGCAUCAUGGACAUAGAGGAAAGCCAGACACGGCGAAAGAGCAAGAAAGACAUCAAUCUCAGCAAGACAGAGAAAAUGGGUAACACCAUUGAGUCGGAGCACCUAUCAGAACUGACAGAGGAGGAGUACGAGGCUCACAUCUACCAGAGACGAGAUCUGAAGGGCUUUUUGUGGCUUGAUGCUAAGUACCUUAACCCCUUCUUCACUCGCAGGCUUACGCAAGAGGACCUGUUACGAGGCCGGAUCCAGAUGAAGACCCUGACCAACAAGUGGUACGAAGAAGUUCGCCAGGGACCCUCAGGCUCCGAGGACGACGAUGAGGCAGAACUUCUUUGAACUGAACAGACACAGACAGUUCAUAUGAAAACAAUGGAUGGACAUUGUGUGUCCCUGGGCGGGGGGGGAUGUGUGUGAGGACACUCUCCUUUUGUUCACCUGCCACAAUGUUUAUGUGACAAAGGAGUUUCCCUCGGUGCCCACUGUGGAUGUUCAACACACUAAGUGGCCUGGAAUGUGUCAAACUUUACUUAAUUAUAACACUGGAUGAAGGAAAAAAGAAAUCUGUGAAAUUUUGUGUUUCUCUUAUGAAUGCCAUAUUUUUACUGACAGGAUAUCGAAAUGAGAGUUAAUCGAUCUGCCGAAUAGCACAGGGGACGUUUUAUUGAUCCUGAGAAACUUUUCUCUUCUAAAGGUUUUGGUCUGAGGGGGGUGGAUCAGGUAGGUAUGUGGACAAUUUUUGAUGUAAAGCAAUACUAGAGCACCUUUCUCACCUUUUUCUCUUCACUUUUGUGUUGUUCAUUGUUAUGUGGCACCGGCUUAUUUGAAAUGUGCUGGAAUUUGUACUUGUCAACUUAAAGUCGCUGCAGCCUCUGUUUUUACAGUGAAAAGCCACAAGCUGCUGCUUUGAAUAUCUUCCUGUUCUUCCUAGAUUGAAUUCUCACUGGGUUAUGCAUGUGGAGUAACGGUUCUGAGUUAAUUUAUACAGACACAUACUGUAUGUAUGCAUACAUGUAUUGAAGAUAAAACAAGAAGUGCUGCAUGAGCUUCACCCUCCAGCGACCAGCCAACAAAGAGAAAUACAGGAGAGAGUUGAAUCUAGCAAAACAUGCACGGUGAAACCAAUACUGUUCAUUUCAUUAAACACAGCUUACAGGAGAAUAAUAAUGAAGAAUUGAGGAAAUUAGAAAAUUGCUUUCUUUUUCGAGUAUGGUCCCAGUAUGGUUUCCUUAAAUCAACCUUUCUCUAACAGUUUCCGUUCUCUGGUGAGGUUCCUGCCUCUUCACUGUGAAGGUUUAAGUCAGUUCAAGCUAUAAAAUAGAACUCGAAAUGUUGCUUUUGUAAUUUUUCCUCAUGGAUUUCUAUUGAGAAUAUAGCCACCGAAGAAUGUGUGGGUAACUGGGAAUUUGAUCAUGUGAAUGUUAAUGUAUUUUCUUCCUAUUUAUUUAUACAAAUGUUUGUGUUCUUUGUGGGAUGAAAGCUUUUAUACAAGCUCUAUGAGCAAUUUCAGACUUAUAGAAGACAUAUCUAUAAUAAAUCCUAUUGACAUAUG
Molecule: messenger RNA, 3281 nt
Organism: Hippoglossus stenolepis (Pacific halibut)
Lineage: Eukaryota; Metazoa; Chordata; Actinopteri; Pleuronectiformes; Pleuronectidae
Gene: slc9a8
Product: solute carrier family 9 member 8
Exons: 16
Coding region: 20-2068 (682 amino acids)
Biological process (GO): proton transmembrane transport; sodium ion transport; regulation of pH
Cellular component (GO): Golgi apparatus; membrane
Molecular function (GO): sodium:proton antiporter activity
Source: RefSeq, a predicted model, not a curated record